AUGCUGUUCGUGGCGCUCCUGCACCUGGCGACGCCGCUCGAGCCACCACAAGUGCCGCGUCUCAACCUCUACCCGCCCCGCCGAGUUGCGCUGCUCGUGGAGCCCACACCAUUCACGCACAUCAGCGGCUACUCCAAUCGCUUCAAGGAGAUGCUCCGCUUCCUGGUCGCUGCUGGCGACGAGGUGCACAGGCUGGUGGUGCGCUGCUUGCGCUGGCUCGCGGUGAAGCUGGCAGACGCGCUGCUGCCCCGGCUGCUCAACUGCGCCGACCUCACGCUCGCCACGAGCCCGCAGCUGCAGCAGCAGCUGCGCGCGCUCGGCUGCAGGCGCGUCGAGGGUGGGCGCGUCGAGGUGUGGCGCAAGGGCGUCGACACGCUCACUUUCUCGCCCGCCUUCAACGUCUCCAACGCCCACGCCCGGCACGCGCUGACGGGCGGGCAGCCGCACCGGCCGCCGCUGCUGUCGCUGGACUCGCCGCUGCUGCUGUACGUCGGGCGGCUCGGCGCGGAGAAGCGCGUCGAGCUGCUGCGGCCAGGCUGUCUCGGCUCUUUGGCCAGCGAAGGCGUUCUGCAGGGCGAGGACCUCUCGCGCGCGUACGCGGCGGCGGACGUCUUUGUGAGUGCCCGCCGAGUCGCCGGGCGACAGCCGCGUGACACGAUUGCGGAGACGCGGGCCGCGCACACACGCAAGCUGUGGGCAGGCGGGCUGUCGAGCCUGGUGGCGGACGGCGAGACGGGGCUGCUGUUCACGCUCAGCUGCGAGACGGGUCUGCUCUUCACGCCGGGCGACGGGGCCGACCUGGCGGCGAAGAUCGACGAUCCGCGGCUGCGGUGGGAGAUGGGCCGAGCGGCGUGCGCCGAGGCGCGGCAGCGCGGCGCGAGGCGGUGGAGCUGGGAGGCGGCCACGUCGGUGCUGCGCAACGAGCAGUACGCGCUGGCGGAGAGCCGCUUCCGGGAGCGGCAGCGGUGGGUCGAGGCGAAGCUGGAGGCGUGGCGGAGUCCGCUGACGCGACUGCGGAAGCGCCGCCCCCACCGGACGCGACCGAGCGUGGCCGCGUUUGCGUGA
Emiliania huxleyi CCMP1516 is the source of this 1065-nucleotide messenger RNA. RefSeq lists its product as hypothetical. The record is from RefSeq and is a predicted model, not a curated record. Bases 1 to 1065 code for a protein of 354 amino acids. The transcript has 9 exons. Gene Ontology annotation, molecular function: glycosyltransferase activity. NCBI's taxonomy places the organism in Eukaryota, Haptophyta, Isochrysidales, Noelaerhabdaceae.